UCCUGCCUGGAUCUUCCCUGGGAGGAAAGUGGCUCGCUCUCGCUCUCCCCGCGUCAAGGGCUGCAGCAUCGGCGGCCCCUUCUGGGGUCUGGGCCCAUUCGGAGCUUCUAUCAGAGAGCUGUCAAUCAUGCAGCCAUCCGUCUUCAGAGCAAGAUAUACACCCCAAUACUGGGUUUAUCUCAAAGAUUACAUGGUAGGAAAAAUGAUCCUCAUAUUCAAGGAUGCUUCACCAGCCCUCUUCCUGCUCCUCCAGCCUUCGGCCUGGGCUUAAUGAUCCCCAAGGCUUCCUGAAAUCAAACUUUGGCUCAUACAAUAAAUGGCUCAGCUCAUACUCUACAGCACCCCAGACACAAGAAAAUAAUUCCAAAAAAACCAAUGGAGUUGUAAGGCAUAGAUGAAUAGGACAGAUGCUGCUGCUUCUUACCUACAGAUCAAAGAUGGAUCAGCAAGAACCAGCUGCCUCUGAAGCAGGAAGAGGCCCUGAUGCCAUCAAGACUGGGACCCAAGGGCUGGAAUUCGUGCAGAAGAUGUUGGGGGAGAACACCUUCAGCACAGAUGCCCAGUGCCAGCAGUUCAGGCAUUUCCACUGCCAGGAGGCGGUGGGCCCUCGAAAGGUUUGCAGCCGAUUCCACCUUCUUUGCCAUGGGUGGCUCAAGCCAGAGCGACACACAAAGAACCAGAUCCUAGACCUGGUGAUCCUGGAGCAGUUCAUGAUGAUCCUUCCACCGGAGAUGGCGAGCUGGGUGAGGGAAUGUGGAGCGGAGACCACUUCCCAGGCGGUGGCCCUGGCCGAAGGAUUCCUCCUGAGCCAGGCAGUGGAGAAGAAGCAGGAAGAGCAGCAGGGAAAGGGUCUUUUUGCGGAUGUAGGAACUGAUUUCCCUGAGGCAGAGAGGACUCCAUCAGACACAAGACAGAGGCCACUAGGUGAUGGAAUGAUGUCGGCAAGACCUACUAAACCAUCUUCUCUUUCUGGUGGAGGGGAAGCUGCUGCUGUCACACCGGAUCAGGGUCCAGUGGUCUUUAAGGAUGUGGCUGUGUAUUUCACGGAAGAGGAGUGGGCCCUGCUGGCUCCUGACCAGAGAGCUCUGCACAAGGAAGUCAUGGAGGAGAAUCGGGGGACUCUGGCCUAUCUUGAAGGUGACAAAUGGGAAGCCAAGAAUAAGGGAGAAUUAUGUGGGAAAGAGACACGGGAAAGAGACAGAUGUCGAAAGAGGGAAGAGCAGAGGAGGAAAACCGAAGCAGAAGAGACGAGGAGGGGUGAAUCCUCUCCUUCCCAGGACAGCGACUGCCAUGAGAUUUCAGUCCGAGAAAAAACAAACGAAAGAAACAAAACCAGUAAUUCUUUUGGUGGUUGGAAGAGUCUCAAUUUUACAAUAAACUGCAAAGCCCACAGCAGAAACCACAAAGGGGAGAAACCGUAUGAAUGCUUGGAAUGUGGAAAGAAGUUUCCUUCCAGAUCUAAACUUACAACAUAUCAAAGAAUUAAUGCAGUGGAAAAAACGUAUAAAUGCUUAGGGUGUGAAAAGAGCUUUCCUUCCAGUUCUAAACUUACUAUCCAUGAAAGAAUUCAUACAGGGGAGAAACCAUAUACGUGCUUGGAGUGCGGAAAGAGCUUCAGAGACAGUUCUCGCCUUUCUUCUCACAAAAGAAGUCACAUUGUGGAAAAACCGUAUAAAUGCUUGGAGUGUGAAAAGAGCUUCAGUGAGAAGGGGAAUCUCACUUUGCAUCAAAGAAUUCAUACUGGAGAGAAACCGUAUGAAUGCUUAGAGUGUGGAAAGUGCUUCAAUCAGAAGGCAUCUCUCACUAAUCAUCAAAGAAUUCAUACAGGGGAGAGACCAUAUAAAUGCUUGGAAUGUGAAAAAAGCUUCAUUCGCAAGGCAUCUCUCACUUUGCAUCAAAUACUUCAUACAGGGGAGAAACCCUAUAAAUGCUUGGAGUGUGGAAAGAGCUUCACUCAGAAGAUGCAUUUCACUAAUCAUCAAAGAAUUCACACUGGGGAGAAACCCCAUAAAUGCAUGGAAUGUGGAAAGAGCUUCAUUCGCAAGGCAUCUCUCACUUUGCAUCAAAUACUUCAUACAGGGGAGAAACCCUAUAAAUGCUUGGAGUGUGGAAAGAGCUUCACUCAGAAGAUGCAUCUCACUAAUCAUCAAAGAAUUCACACUGGGGAGAAACCCCAUAAAUGCAUGGAAUGUGGAAAGAGCUUCAUUCGCAAGAUAUCUCUCACUUUGCAUCAAAGAAUUCACACUGGGGAGAAACCAUAUAAAUGCUUGGAAUGUGGGAAGAGCUUCAGAGUCAGUUCUCACCUUUCUUCUCACAAAAUAAUUCACACUGGGGAGAAACCAUAUAAAUGUUUGCAAUGUGGAAAGAGCUUCAGUCAGAGCUCCGAACUCACUUCCCAUCACAGAAUUCACACUGGUGAGAAACCAUAGAAAUGCUUAGAAUGUGGAAAUCGCUUGAGCUACAAGAAAACGUUCACUUCCCAUCAGAGAAUUCACACAAGAGAGAAAUUGUUAAAUAGUGCUUGAAUUGUUCAGAGAGCUUCAAACAAAACAAAUGUCAUCAUCCAAAAAUUCACAGAGGGAGUAUAGAAAACUUGUCUCCAAGGUGAGAGAUGGGAAAGGACUAAAUAUGUUCUAGUUGAGAGAUGGGGUGACUUGAGCAAUGGUAGUUCUGUUUCUUGACACAUUAUCAAUAUGAAUACCAGUUACUGGAAAACCUUAGGAGGGGAGAGUGUUCUUGCAGGCUUCCCAGGGGCUUCUGGUUGGCUUCAUCCAACAGGCUCUUCUUAUAUUCUUAUUUGUGUUCCUAGUGAAUAUCCAAUGUGAUUCAAUUGUAUUUUGUGAUUUUUCUUUUUAAAUAUUGUUUCAAUUCA
Messenger RNA from Rhineura floridana, 2872 nucleotides. Its product is annotated as zinc finger protein ZFP2-like. Lineage: Eukaryota; Metazoa; Chordata; Lepidosauria; Squamata; Rhineuridae. Gene Ontology annotation, biological process: regulation of transcription by RNA polymerase II. Gene Ontology annotation, cellular component: nucleus. The coding region runs from base 408 to 2429 and encodes 673 amino acids. Gene Ontology annotation, molecular function: DNA-binding transcription activator activity, RNA polymerase II-specific; RNA polymerase II cis-regulatory region sequence-specific DNA binding. The transcript is spliced from 6 exons. The record is from RefSeq and is a predicted model, not a curated record.